AUGGAAGACCGACGUCUGUCCGGCGCGAAGUCGGUCGCAUCGUUCCGAACCGCGCAGACCCGAACACCCAUCUCCCAAGAAUCAUCGCCAUACUUUUCGUCCCAGACUCGAGAUCCCAACAACAAGAGCACCAACUCUCCCUACUUCACAGCUACCCCUGAAGCAUCAUCCUCUACAGACCGCAGGGCGGGUUUGGUCUACACUCCAAGCUACGACUACUAUGACGACACCAGCGGCACCACUGCGUCUCGUCAGACCAUUCUUCCCUCUGACCAGUCAUACGCCUCCAAGUCGGGCCAGUCUUACACCUCUCGUCCGGGCACUUCCUACAGCAGUCGGACUUCUCGGACUCCCCUCCCUGACAGCGAAAAUCACAAGAUCGUGUGCGCGCUGAGCGAAGCUCGAGGAGUUACUCCGUCAGUUGGCAUGGCAUCGGUCAACGUUGCCACUGGCGAGGUGAUCCUCAGCCAAAUCUCAGACAGUCGAUUCUUCACCCGAACCAUCCACGAGCUUCAAAUUAUGGAGCCCCACGUCGUCUUGAUUGUCAGCACGGCUUGCCCGCCGAAUCCAAAGUCGAGACUAUACAGCCACAUCGAAGAGAACAUGCCCGGCACCAAGAUCGCUCCUGUGGACAGAAGGUGCUGGUCAGAGCUAGAAGGCAUGCACCGAGUCAACACAUGUGCCUUUCGAGAGGAUGCCGAGUCAAUCAAAGUAGCUCUGGAGGGCAGCUUUUAUGCCACUUGUUCCUUCGCCGCGGCUGUCAGCUUUAUCGAGGAUCAUUAUGCGAUUCGCGUGUUCCCCAACUCCUUGCGAGUACGCUUCCAGUCGUGCGAAGACACCAUGAUGAUCGAUGUAUCAACCAUCUUGUCACUCGAGAUCCUCCAAAACCUUCGAAAACCACAGUCAAAGGAUAGUCUGGUCGGGCUGUUGAACCAGACGAAAACGCCCAUGGGCUCGCGAGUCCUCCGCAGCAAUUUGCUACAACCUAGUACACUCAAGAAAGCAUACUUGGAUCCGAGAUAUGAAGCUGUCGAGGAAUUGCACAAAUCUGUCGAUAUGUUUGUAGAAGUCAGAAAAGCGCUGAGCUUCCCCGACGUCGAGAAAAUGUUGACCCGGCUCGUCCUUGUGCCGCCUCAACCGUCCAUCGCAGCAACAGAAUCCUCCAUGGACAACGUCCUCAAAGUCAAAGCCUUUGUCGAUGGACUGCCUGAUCUUUAUCAAGCCAUGAGACCUGCUGUUUCGCCACUAUUAACGAAGAUCCGUGAACUUUUCCGCCCUGAAAUGAUUGCCCCGCUGCGAACUUUAAUAUACGAGACAAUCCACGAAGAUGUCACUCAUACCAAGAAAGCUCUCGAUCAGCGCAACCAAAGAGCUUUUGCCGUCAAGGCUGGUGUCAACGGUCUUCUGGAUGUCGCUCGGCAGGCAUACAAGGAGAAUACAGAAGAUGUCCACAAGCAUGUGGACCAAGUCAACGGUGAACUUGACCUGGAUGCCAAACUUCAGUACGAUCCAAAGCGCGGCUACUCUCUCCGCAUGCGAGAAGUGAAUUUCGAAGAUCGCCCAAUCCCGGAAGUUCUUGUUAACCGAGUCGUGAAGCGCGGCAAUCUAGAAUGCAUGACGAUCCGCCUCAAGCAGCUAAAUCAGCGGAUUUCCGAUUCUGUAGCUGAGAUCGCCAUGCAAUGCGACAAGGUGAUUGAAGAUCUCAUCGACAAUAUCAGAACUCAGAUAGCGGUUCUUUAUCGUAUCUGUGAAUCAGUUGCUCUGCUUGAUAUGCUGGCCUCGUUUGCUCAUGUCAGCUCGAUCUACGACUGGAUUCGACCAGAGGUUUCGGACACCUUGGCACUCAAGGCCGCAAGACAUCCGAUCCUGGAUAGGGAACUCAAGGAAGAAUGCAUCCCAAACGACCUCUACGCGGAUGACAACUACCGAUUCCAGAUCAUCACCGGAUGUAACAUGAGCGGCAAGACUACCUACAUCAAAAGCAUUGCGCUGCUCCAGAUCAUGGCGCAGAUUGGAUGCUUUGUGCCGGCCGAGCGUGCUACGUUCCCUAUCGUCCACAGCAUCUUCGCGAGAGUGUCUACAGAUGACAGCAUCGAGGCCAAUUUGUCAUCCUUUUCGAAGGAGAUGCGGGAGAUGGCCUUUAUACUUAAGUACCUCGCGAUUCUUGCUCGCAUUAUGCCACUGCUAAUGAUAUGUAGCAAUGUGGAUGACAAAAGCAUGGUCAUCAUCGACGAGCUUGGUCGAGCCACGAGUGCUCGUGAUGGACUCGCAAUUGCGAUUGCUAUGGCAGAAGCACUCAUCCAAAGUCGAGCGAAGGUCUGGUUCACAACGCAUUUUGCGCAACUCGCUGAAGUUUUAAACGACCGUCCCGGAGUUCUCAACCUCCAUCUCGCAAGCCAUCUUUCGAAUACGUCCAGGGGCGAUCCCAGGUUGACCAUGACGUACAAAGUUGAAUCUGGCAAGGUAGACGAGAUACCAUACGGCAUUUUACUCGCCAAGGCAAUGGACUUCCCUGAGCGAUUUCUAGACGUGGCGGAGCAAGUCUCUCAGUCCAUCCGCGAAGAUAGAUUGAAGAAACAGCAAACCUCAGAGGCAAGGCGACUCGUCAGCGAGCGCAAGUUAGUACUAAGUCUUCAUGAGCAGUUGAAGCAAGCGCGGAAUUCCCAGAUGGAUGAUGCUGCCCUCGCGAGCUACUUGAAGCGCCUCCAGGUGGAAUUUGUGGAGCGCUUCGAAGCCCUUCGUGUUACAGGGAGCCCGGAUGAAGAUCUCGAAGAGGAGGGCAUGGAGGAGGAAGAGAAUGACACGUAUGACGAUGAUGAUGUGUUUGACUCUGUCGAUGUCGAGUCUUUGUCGACACGUAGUUUAGCAGGGACCGCCCUCUGGGAGACCAAAAAGGAUGCCGACAUCUGGCUCAUGAUGGGCGAAGAAAAGUGGGAGCUGCACGACAAGGUCAUCCGAGGCAAGAGCGAGAUGGUUGACUUUCUCGUCGAUCAGAAGGCCGCAGUGGUAACGCAAAUUUCUCCCUCACUUUAUUUGCUCCUGCCUGUUGCAUUCGACAGAAGUGUUGCUGACCACGUGUUCUACCAGGACGACCGCGUCAAGAAAUUCGCGUUGAAGGACCACCUCUUCAAAGCCCCUGCACUGGAAACCGUUCUCAAGUGGCUCUACGUCGGAGAUGAUGCGCUGCCACACAAGCCCGAGAUUUACGAUCUACUCACGAUCCACGACGUUGCUGCGUCCCUUGGCGUGUCCGAUCUCACGGCCGAACUCGCCUCUCGUGUCGGUCAUGACCUGAGCGACAUCCUCGAUAAGCGCGUCGACAUGUUGGAAGACUUCAUGAUGGUGGCUGACAUCAUCGUCGACGAGGCCAGCGAGGCCCACGAUGACUUGAAGCAGGAGCUCCAGAAGGCCAUUGGACCUCACCUGUGUAUGCUCCUCCAGCAACAAGACUUCCGCAAUCUCCUUGAAGACGACCCCAAGUUCUGCUUCAACACCCUGUCUACUGCCGUUAGCGAGAUCACGCGAGUGACCGAGGAGUCCGAGAAGAAGUUGGCCGACGCCGAGAAGCAGCAUAGAGUCAACGACUCGGCCAUCGACUUCCCAACCUUCGAUACCCCGGUAUCGAAGAAACCUGCCCGGGUGAGCGCAAGCGAAAGCCCGCAGACUCCGGAUACGUCCAAGAAAAUCAAGGUGGAGAGUCCUCCUAGUGCGGCCGAAGGUAUUGGUCACGACUCGAUGCGGACCGCUGAUGCCGGAUCUACUCCCUUUGCUGGCCCCCGAUUCAACCGCGGCAUGGAUGCCGGCGCUUUCAACUUCUCCUACAAAGACGAGCGAGAAUUCCCAUUCCCUCCUAAGUUCCCCGCCCUCUCCAUCAAGCGAGGACCUGCCAUCAAGCCAUCGCCCGCAAUGAAGUCAUCUUGGGCUCCCACGCCUUUCCCCACACCCAGUGGAAAGGCUUCGCCGUCCGAUGAUGGUUCGGAGGCAUUCGAAUCCUGCGAAGAGGGAUCCGACGAAGGCGAGAUCCGGGAGAAGCGUCGUAUCAUCCCCUCGCGACCUUCUAUCCAGAGCAAGAUGAUGCCCCUUGACCAAACAGACCACAAGGCUAAGACGAGAUUCCAUGUGCCUGGCAGCUUCGAGGCUUCCCUGGCAGUACACACCCGAGGUGUUGGCACCAGCGAUGUUCAUUCAAAGCCAGCCACAUUUUUGCCAACUGAUCGACGAAGUGGAGCGUAUCACCUUAGCAGCUCAUCCAUCGAACAAGAUGAUACCAUGGAGUUGCCUGCCAGACGCAGUGGUAGCUAUGCCUUUGGUAGCACUUCCAUCCAGCAGGAUAUUCUUGUGCCCGACGAAGUCCACAGCAAGCAACCGGAGUUGAAGCAAACCGCCGACACCAACCCCGCUACUGGGUCCCAAACCAUGCCCUCCUUCCACAAGGAACCCCUCCAGCGUCCAGCUCCCCGCAAAGAGACCGUCCGAGCACCGUCUCCAGCCCCUGCUCCGACUUGCGCCCCGGCUCCAGCCUUUGCUCGGGCUCCAGCCUUUGCUCGGGCUCCGGUCUUUGCUCCCACUUCCGCCCCAGCCUCGGCUGAGACCGGCCCCAAGUUGGAUCGCAAAACGGCCCGAGAGGUGGAAAGAGGAAGACUCAACGUCAAGACUACAAAGCGCGCGAAGACCUCCAAGAAGAUGUAUGACGCGGAUGCACCCAACAUUGACUGCGUCCAGUCUUGA
This is a messenger RNA of Colletotrichum gloeosporioides, 4728 nucleotides long. Its product is annotated as MutS protein-like 4. Gene Ontology annotation, cellular component: nucleus. The record is from RefSeq and is a predicted model, not a curated record. Gene Ontology annotation, biological process: reciprocal meiotic recombination; mismatch repair. The transcript has 12 exons. NCBI's taxonomy places the organism in Eukaryota, Fungi, Ascomycota, Sordariomycetes, Glomerellales, Glomerellaceae. Gene Ontology annotation, molecular function: ATP binding; mismatched DNA binding; ATP-dependent DNA damage sensor activity. Bases 1 to 4728 code for a protein of 1575 amino acids.